AUGUCUGCUGAUCUUGAUGAAAGAGUUGAACGGCAGAAUUUCCAUGUGCCCUGUCUUCCCGAUUUCUGGUUUACGAGAGCUCCAACGGCCCCCUUGUCCGUCAGUAUUGGACUAGGUCUUCAACAAUUGGGAGAAUCCAUGGUGCCUGGGAACCAGGAGCCCAUGUCCGCUGAAUCUUGUCCUUGUCCAGCGACAGAGUGUAUACCGGAGGAAUCACCAGCCCUAAGUAAUCUGGAUGAACGCCCCUUCCCUGCGAGGACUCGCGGCCUUCCCCAAGGCGGUUUCUCUCGCGCGAUGGGAUUGUUCAUGCAACCGUCUGCUAUUCUAUCGGAAGCUGACAUGAUCCAGGACUGCAUUCAGGAAGAUGACAGCAACAUUCAAACGGCCCCGAGCCCACGAUCCCAUUUCCCAUCAUUUGACUCGAGCCCUGGGUCUUCAUUGAGCUUUACUGGAUAUAGCAGCCAGCGGCUGAGAAACUCGCCAUCGUCGCAAGCAGAUGCUCGGCCAGUCACACCAGAUAUACCCGACGCUGAGGCUUCGACCCUAAGCCACCCGCACCAGCCACAUGUUGCUUCCGCAUUCGGUAAUUCAGAUGGGGCGGGCUCACGUGGUCGGUCUCGUCGAGCGUCUGGCAAUUGGACCAACAGCUCAUCACCUAGUCUGCCGUCUGUGUCGGAACUUGCUCAUCGGAGGCAGCUUAACAUUUUCGGGAGUCUCUUCAAUUUUCCUAUCUUUUCACUGACUUUGGCUGCAGGUAAGGCUGCGCAGAAGCGUAGGUUUGACUAG
Molecule: messenger RNA, 786 nt
Organism: Penicillium longicatenatum
Lineage: Eukaryota; Fungi; Ascomycota; Eurotiomycetes; Eurotiales; Aspergillaceae
Exons: 1
Coding region: 1-786 (261 amino acids)
Source: RefSeq, a predicted model, not a curated record